Messenger RNA from Haliotis rubra (blacklip abalone), 1259 nucleotides. RefSeq names its product excitatory amino acid transporter 2-like. The transcript has 7 exons. NCBI's taxonomy places the organism in Eukaryota, Metazoa, Mollusca, Gastropoda, Lepetellida, Haliotidae. Gene Ontology annotation, biological process: L-glutamate transmembrane transport. Gene Ontology annotation, molecular function: glutamate:sodium symporter activity; L-glutamate transmembrane transporter activity; neutral L-amino acid transmembrane transporter activity. Gene Ontology annotation, cellular component: plasma membrane. Bases 390 to 1259 code for a protein of 289 amino acids. The record is from RefSeq and is a predicted model, not a curated record.
UAUCGUUCCUACGUGGUAACAUUCUCCUGAUCGUCACAGUCCUCGCCGUAGUCGUGGGUGUGGUAGUUGGGGUAAUAUGUCGACAGUUCACCCCGACGGAAGAAACCAUCCGUCUUGUGAAAUUUCCAGGGGAGUUGUUCCUGCGGAUGCUCAGGCUGCUGAUGUUACCUCUGAUAGUGGCAAGUAUGAUUACAGGCUUGGGGAACAUGAAGGGAGCUGUUGCUGGAAGGAUUGGCUUGCUGGCUAUGUUGUAUUAUAUAGCUACUACUGUUAUUGCGCUGCUGAUAGCAUUGGCGUUGGUACAUGCCAUCAAACCAGGCAGUAACUACUCUCGAACCAUCACAGUAGACACUUCCCAAGUAAAAGACGUAUAGACAUCUGGCACGGACAUGGUUUUGGAUGCCAUCAGAAACGUGUUCCCUGACAACAUUGUUGGUGCCGCCAUUCAGCACACCAGAACCAUAACGACUGAUGGAGAUGAAACAGUAGAAUUAACCAAUGCAAGCAUAAAAGAACAAAAUGCUGCAUUGAACAUCACAAGCAACGACCCGUUGCUGAUGAAGAAGACAGUUGUUAUUGGGGGUGUUAAUGUUGUUGGUAUAUUGACAUACUCUGCGGUCUUUGGAGUAUUUCUCGGCCGAAUGGGAAAACAUGGAUCCGUGGCACUGCGGUUCUUCAAUGCCAUCAACACUGUCACCAUCCAUAUGGUACAACUUGCUAUGUGGUUCUCCCCGCUUGGCACAAUGUCCAUGAUUACAGGUGAGUUGUUGUCUUCAGUCAGCCUGAGUGAGACAGGUGAAGUGUUGGUCCUCUACAUCGUCACUGAAUUAACAGGGCUGGUCGUCCAUUCCUUACUUGCUACGCCUUUACUGUAUUUGGUUCUAACCAGGACUAAUCCGUUUCGUGUUCUCGGGGCGGCUGGACAAGCUCUCAUAACAGCCUUUGCAACAUCGUCGAGUUUGACAGCUAUCCUGGGCAGUAUCGGAGCAGCUGGGGUUCCCGGUACAGGCAUCACCGCUCUGCUGCUUGUUCUGAACGCUGUGGGACUUCCAGACACGGGGAUCUCGUACUUGCUCACCAUUGACUGGUUAACGGAUCGCAUCCGGACUUCGGUGAACGUGGCUGGAGAUUGUCUGGCAGUUGGCGUUGUCUCCCACUUCACCAAGGAAGCAUUUGCCAAAUCCAAUGUUCUUUCACUAGAGGAGCAAGAUGAAGAUUCGAAUUCGUGUGCGAAUGAGAAUGACGUAAUAGUCCUGUAG